Penicillium malachiteum is the source of this 801-nucleotide messenger RNA. Its product is annotated as EI24 domain-containing protein. Lineage: Eukaryota; Fungi; Ascomycota; Eurotiomycetes; Eurotiales; Aspergillaceae. The transcript is spliced from 3 exons. The record is from RefSeq and is a predicted model, not a curated record. Gene Ontology annotation, cellular component: lipid droplet; ascospore wall; prospore membrane. The coding region runs from base 1 to 801 and encodes 266 amino acids.
AUGUCCAGUCAUAUCAAAGACGCCGCAAUGGCCGAGGCCAAAAGCGUUCAAGAAGCCUCCAAAGGUGUGCUUAAAUCUGGCGCGUACUUAUAUCCCUUCAAGGGUAUAAUCUUCUUUGCAACUCACAAAGAUCUCUGGGGCCCCUUUCUUGCUCGGGCUGGACGAACAGUCAGUCUCGGCCUGGGCGUGACGUCUUUCAUGUUCUUUUUCACUUAUGUACCGCAAAUGGCCGUCAUAGCAUUUACCAGUGGUCCUCUGGCUGCCAUAUCUGCAGGAUUACUGGUUCUCAGUGAGAGUGCCACCAUUACAAAUAUUUUAUCUCGAUCAUUCUUAGUCGAGGAUGCCCUCAUCGAUACUUUUGAUGGUACGCUUGUUGCGCGCGAUCAGGAAUCUCUGGUCGCGCAGGGUCGUCAAGUUAAGCCUCGGUCUGGAGGAAUGGAUGCUAUUGCAAGACUGGGGAAGGUAUUUUCUCGACCGUUCUCGAGUUUCAAACCAGAGGUGCUCAUACGGUCAUUGCUGUAUCUACCCCUGAAUUUGAUACCGGUUGUUGGAACGGUGAUUUAUGUAGCAGUCCAGGGUAAGAAAAUUGGACCAGUGCUACAUUCAAGGUACUUUCAACUCAAGGGUUGGAAUUCGAAGCAGCGAGAUGAAUGGGUUGAAAAGAAUCGAGCGUCCUAUACCGGACUCGGUAUUGCUGCAUUUGCUCUAGAGAUGAUACCAUUUGCCUCUAUUGUUUUCUCUUUUACAAAUACUGUUGGUGCUUCUCUGUGGGCAGCAGAUCUUGAGAAAGCAGCAAAAUAA